CUAGCUUGAUCCAGAACCCGUCUGAAAGCACAUAUAAGCCUCUGGUACUUGGGUCCGUUCCUGAAGCCCCGCCGCCAGUAAUUCUACCUAAGCUUUCGAGAACACAAUCCUCGCCGUCACCGACAUGUCGCAAGAACCGGGAACUUUGACUCAUGCGCGCUACGGAAAGGACCUUGUACGCGUUUUACGUGUAGUGCGCGAGGGAGCGUGGCAUCAUGUCGUCGAGUACAACGUGAGGGCGCUGGUGGAGGGCGAAAUAGAGACCAGCUAUACCAAGGCGGACAACUCGUGUGUCGUGGCCACCGAUUCCAUCAAGAACAUCACAUAUUAUUUGGCCAAGACCUCCCCGCAUGUCCUGCACCCGGAGCGUUUCGCCCUGCACCUGGCAACUUUCCUGGUCUCGAAAUACGCUCAUUUGAGCAAGAGCUUCGUGGACAUUGAAAUGCUUCGGUGGACUCGGAUCCCUGUGUCUGCGGCGUCCAAUCCCGAGAAGGAGAAGGAAAAGGCUCAUACCCACUCGUUCUACCGAGAUGGCGAGGAGAAGAGGACGGUCAGCGUAGAGGUCGAUGCGACAGCUGGAAAGGAUAAACUAGUCGCGAAGGUCACCAGCGGCUUGAAGGGUCUGUUAGUAUUGAAGACGACGGGCUCCGCCUUUGAGAACUUUGUGAGGGAUGAAUACACAACGCUCGUUGAGGUCAACGAUCGUAUCUUCUCCACGUCCAUCGACCUGACCUACACGUACAAGCCGAUCCCGAUCCCAGCUCCUACGGACGAGAAGAAACUUGCGUUUGACCUGCAAUCUGCGGGAACCGGUGACAUCUGGGAUGGUGAUAAUGCCGCUACCUUAGCUCGCAAUAUCACGCUCGAAGUUUUCGCUACGGAUGACAGUGCUAGCGUCCAGGCUACGCUCUAUAUCAUGGCUCAACGCAUCAUUGCGGAGAACAGCUUUGUGCAGUCCGUCACGUACACGCUUCCUAACAAACACUAUAUCCCCGUCGACAUGCGUUACAUAGGCGUGGACAACUUGACCCCCGCCAAGGCCGAAGUCUUUACCCCAAUCGCUGCUCCGAGUGGGCUUAUAUCUGCUACUGUCUCCCGCAAGUAACUUGGUUCAAGCGCUACCGCUGCUUGGUUGCCGUGAAAUCAAUGUAUAUGUAGAUUGAUCUUUCUUGAAACUAUCUCGAAACUCGAAGGGCGAUUGUAGACGGAUCAGCUUGAGGCAU
This is a messenger RNA of Punctularia strigosozonata HHB-11173 SS5, 1223 nucleotides long. Its product is annotated as uricase. Gene Ontology annotation, biological process: purine nucleobase catabolic process; urate catabolic process. The record is from RefSeq and is a predicted model, not a curated record. Gene Ontology annotation, cellular component: peroxisome. The transcript is spliced from 12 exons. Bases 125 to 1105 code for a protein of 326 amino acids. Lineage: Eukaryota; Fungi; Basidiomycota; Agaricomycetes; Corticiales; Punctulariaceae. Gene Ontology annotation, molecular function: urate oxidase activity.